Messenger RNA from Cicer arietinum (chickpea), 1222 nucleotides. RefSeq lists its product as uncharacterized. Lineage: Eukaryota; Viridiplantae; Streptophyta; Magnoliopsida; Fabales; Fabaceae. The record is from RefSeq and is a predicted model, not a curated record.
AAACAAAUACUAGAUUAAAAAAAUAUUCAUCUUUCUCUUUCACCUUGAAAUUUCCCUCACCGUGUUCACAUCAACGCGUCUUUCACUUUGAAAACUAAUUCAUCUUUGUUUCAUCAUGCACAUUAACAUUUCUGUCUUGACUUGUGUUUGUUGAUUCAACUCUCAACUUUUAUCAGUUUCAUCUGUUUAUGCUUAAUUACGAUGAGUUUUCAAAUUCCACGUGACCAGGUUAAAGGUGAUACGAUUCUUUUAAUUGAUGAAUUUCUUUUUGCUAUGAUUGUCCGUUCACCCUCAGAUCAAAUGAAUCCUGAUGAAGUGAUCAUAGGGUUUCCUCUUGAGUAUGAUUCUUUCUUCAAUUAUUUCAUUGAUUUCCUGAGGGCUGAGCUUCCACGAUACCAUGUUACAGUACUCCCUGGAAAUAUGCUCCUAAUUACUUGCAUGGAGAAAGAGAGUCAGAGAAGCAUAACAGGAAACAGGUCUUCCCAGCUUGAUAACAAUGAAUCAUGUGUUCUUGUCAAACUGCAUUGCUCUCAUACAAAUGUAACAAGAAACCUUGAGUCUCAGCAUGGCUAUAACUACCAUUACAAUCAAAACAAACGGAAGAAAAUCGUGCGCCGACUCUCAUCUUUUCUAGUCUCAAUCAUUCUCUUGCUUGGUUUUAUCUUCAACAUAUCGAUCCAGUUUUCAGUUAACCAACUCCAGCCACUGCACAAAGAACACGUUGGCCGCCUUUCCAUACGGCCUUCCUUGUUCGUCUUGUUCUAUUUUAUGGUGUUGGUUUGUGCUAUUGUUGUAAUGAUUCUUGUUGGUGGAGCAUUUUCUUCUGUGCAGAAAGCUAUGCUUAUCUUUUGGCUCACUUUGAUGCAUCUUAAAUCAGCUAACUCAAUCACUGAAAUGCUUUUUCCAUUAGCCGGUGGAGUUUUUAUAGGGUGGUAUGCUUUUUCCAAAUGAAGCGAAAUUAACUGAAUAAAGAUGCUAAGCUGCCAACUUAAACAUCUACGUAUGUGUGUGUGCGUGUGUUUAAUAUCAGUGUUCCUUCUAGUCUGUGUUUGUAAUUUGCAGCUCUUAAGUAAUACAUUAUUCCAUCUCAGCUGUGUGCUGUGAUACGUUGUUGUUGGGUUUUACUUUUCCAUUUAAAAUAGUUGUAUUGGCUACCCAAGUUUCUAUGUUUAAUUAUUAACUUUGCUAAUGUUUUAAUUCAUAUGGAUUGGUAAAUUUGGCA